Aspergillus chevalieri is the source of this 462-nucleotide messenger RNA. Its product is annotated as crinkler effector domain-containing protein. NCBI's taxonomy places the organism in Eukaryota, Fungi, Ascomycota, Eurotiomycetes, Eurotiales, Aspergillaceae. Bases 1 to 462 code for a protein of 153 amino acids. The record is from RefSeq and is a predicted model, not a curated record. The transcript has a single exon.
AUGGCCGCCGCCAUCACCAGCUGGGUGCUCAACCCAAUUCAAUCUUUGACAAUGUCUCGACCGCGUACUCGUGAGUUAUGGUGCGCUUUAUCCGAUGGUCUUCAGAAGUCAUUUCCUGUGGAAUGUGUUGCAGACCAAGAUAAUAUCAACACUCUCAAAAAGAAGAUCUGGGAAGAAAUCAGGGAAAAAAUCAAGGAUACCAUACCUCACUACAGUGAUCUCAAGCUCUACAGCCCUGUGGUGCAACUCAAUCAUGAAGAGAAGUUCAGGAUUGAUGAUGGUGAAUUUCUACGUCCACGCCGAAUGAUCACGACCAACCCACUCUUCCCCGAAAGCAAGGAUCCAGAUGUGGAUAUUGUUGUUGUUGUGAGCGGAGAUACAACUACACGGAAACGGAAGCAUUCUGAAUCACAAAGUGGUGAGAGUAUUGUCACAACCUGGCUUCUCUCGUAUCGUACCUAG